This is a messenger RNA of Oncorhynchus kisutch (coho salmon), 831 nucleotides long. Its product is annotated as slit homolog 2 protein. Lineage: Eukaryota; Metazoa; Chordata; Actinopteri; Salmoniformes; Salmonidae. The record is from RefSeq and is a predicted model, not a curated record. Gene Ontology annotation, molecular function: protein binding. Gene Ontology annotation, cellular component: plasma membrane.
AUACCUGUAUUCCCCAAGCAUCAAUGUGUCCGGCCUCUUGCACCUGCAACAACAACAUUGUGGACUGUCGCCGCAAGGGCCUGACGGAGAUCCCUGCCAACCUACCAGAGGGCAUCGUAGAGAUUCGUCUGGAACAGAACCUGAUCAAGAACAUCCCUGCUGGAGCCUUCUCUCCAUAUAAGAAACUCAAAAGGAUUGACCUGAGCAAGAAUCAAGUCUCUGACAUUGCUGCUGACGUCUUCACUGGUUUACGCUCCCUGACUUCACUGGUCCUGUACGGGAACAAGAUAGCUGACAUUCCUAAGAGGUUGUUUGAUGGGCUUGUCUCUCUGCAGCUGCUUCUACUGAACGCUAACAAGAUCAACUGUCUGAGGGUGAACACCUUCCAGGACCUGCAGAACCUCAGCCUGCUGUCUCUGUAUGACAAUAAGCUGCAGACCAUCAGCAAGGGCCUGUUUGCCCCACUCCGCUCCAUCAAAACCCUCCACCUUGCUCAGAACCCCUUCAUGUGUGACUGCCAUCUGAAGUGGCUUGCUGACUACCUGUUUGACAACCCCAUUGAGACCAGUGGAGCUCGCUGUAGCCACCCACGUCGACUGGCCAACAAACGCAUCAGCCAGGUCAAGGGCAAGAAGUUCCGCUGCACAGGUACAGAGGACUACCGUAGCAGACUGAGUGGAGAGUGUUUCCAGGACCUGGUGUGUCCAGAGAAGUGUCGCUGUGAGGGCACCGUGGUGGACUGCUCCAACCUCAAACUGACCAAACUGCCUCCACACCUCCCCGAGCACACCACAGACCUGUAGGAGCACACACACACCACAGACCUGUAGG